Schizosaccharomyces cryophilus OY26 is the source of this 2511-nucleotide messenger RNA. RefSeq names its product iron transport multicopper oxidase Fio1. The transcript has a single exon. Gene Ontology annotation, cellular component: high-affinity iron permease complex. Gene Ontology annotation, molecular function: ferroxidase activity; copper ion binding. Gene Ontology annotation, biological process: reductive iron assimilation; cellular response to iron ion starvation. The record is from RefSeq and is a predicted model, not a curated record. Bases 355 to 2214 code for a protein of 619 amino acids. Lineage: Eukaryota; Fungi; Ascomycota; Schizosaccharomycetes; Schizosaccharomycetales; Schizosaccharomycetaceae.
GCAAAUUUAGACACCACACACAAAGUGGACAAAAUAAUCAGAUGAGAAAAUCUGCGUAUAAAAUAAAGUCCUUAGGGCAGCGAUGCCCACCCUCUAUAUCAGAUCAAGCCGGCUUAGGUAGAAAACCCAAAAGACCUUACCUUGUUGAACCCAAACUUUGUUCUUUUUCUUUUUCUUUUAUUUUUUGUUAUUCAGGAGCAUUAGCUUAAGCUCUUUGGUUUCCUGUUCCUUAACAUUUAUUGUUUAUAUAUUCGUUCUUUUCUUCUUCUAGUUUAUUUUUGGUUUAUCAAACUCAUUUUAAAGUUAUACUGAUAUCCUUUCUUUGGAGACUGUUUGUUUGUAUUUAAUCGCAUAAUGACCUUUGCUAAUCCUUUUCCUACCAAAAAAGGCCUUUUGUCUUUGGUGUUGAUCUUCAGUGCACUAUGGAAAAGUGCUCUAGCCAAAACCCGCUUGUUUGAAUGGAAUGUCACGGAUAUUGAUAAUUUGGACGUUGACCAAUCCGGCCAUCCUCGUUGGGUUAUGGGCGUCAAUAAUAAAUGGCCCAUUGACCCACUUGUCGUCGAUUACGGCGAUCAAGUCAUCAUCAAGAUGAACAAUCAACUUCGUGACAACCGUACUUGUAGCUUGCACUCCCAUGGUAUGUUUCAGCGCCAUAAUGGCUAUAUGGAUGGUGUCCCACAAAUGACACAGUGCUCUAUUCCUGCUGGCUCUACCUACUACUACAACUUUACAGCUAGUCAAACUGGUACUUACUGGGUUCACUCUCACGAUAUGAGCCAAUAUCCCGAUGGUCUUCGCACUUCAUUUGUUAUCAAUAAUCCCAAUGAACCAUACGACUACGACGAGGAUUAUAUCAUCAGCUUAACAGACUGGUACUACGAACCCUUUUACAAACUUGUUCCCGAAAAAUUUACAACUUGGCACAACCCAACUGGUGCCGAACCUGUGCCCGACACUGGUCUCAUAAAUGAUGCUGUCAACUCUACCUUCAAAAUGGAACCAGGAAAAACUUAUCGAUUCCGUUUUGUCAAUUUAGGCGCCUUCAAUAAUUACGACGUUAUGCUUGAGGAUCACAACAUGACCGUCAUCGAAGUCGAUGGUGUAUACACCAAGCCUCAGGAAGUAUCCUCCAUUCACAUAACCACUGCCCAGCGUUACAGCGUUCUUGUGACCGCCAAAAAUUCGACUGAUCGUAAUUAUGCUAUGACGGCCUAUAUGGACGAAUCUCUCUUUGACCAAAUCCCUGAUAACUAUAAUCCUAACGUGACCGCUUGGCUUUCAUAUAACUCGGAGACCACUUACAAUUACGCCGACUCAGUCAAUGAGAUUGACAGCUAUGAUGAUGCAAAGUUGGAGCCUUUAUAUGAUGUUAACUGGGGUGAGGCCAAUCAUAAUGUCUCUCUCUGGUUUGACUUCUUUACUCUUGGCGAUGGAGCAAGCUAUGCUGAAAUUAAUGAAAAAUCAUUCAAAUAUCCAAAAGUUCCAGGUCUUAUGAUUGCCAAUUCAACUGACUAUGACGACUACAACAUGAAGCCCGUCACAUACGGUCCCUAUACCAAUGCCUUUAUUUUCGAAUAUAACGAAACUGUUGAUGUUGUUAUCGACAAUCAUGAUACCGGAAAGCAUCCCUUCCAUUUGCACGGCCACGUUUUCCAAGUUCUGGAACGAGGUGAAGAGGAAGCUGGUGAAUACAAUGAUCAAACCGAACACAAUGUAUAUGAAAACCCCGUACGUCGUGAUACCAUCGAAAUUCUUCCCACUAGUUUUGUUCGUCUUCGCUUCCUUGCCGACAAUCCGGGUGCUUGGCUUUUGCAUUGUCAUAUUGAAUGGCAUAUGGAAAGUGGUUUAGUUGCUACAUUUAUCGAGGCUCCUGAUCGAGUUCCCGAAAUCACUGCUCCCGAAUUCGUCCGUCGCCAGUGUGUGAUGCAGAACAUUGAUGUUUCUGGUAACGGUGCAGGAAACGCAUUCAAUAUAUCCGACCUGACCGGUGCUCCUGCUCCUCCUGGUGAAAUGCCUGCUGGUUGGACAUCAAAAGCUAUUGCUACUGUGGCCAUGUGUGUUUUAGCAGCCUGUAUUGGUAUGGGUAGUAUUGUCUUUUACGGCAUUCAAAUCCAUCCGUUGCCGACUGAGGAACUUGACGAUGAAGAAGAUUUAAAAUUAGCUGCUGAAGAAAAUGCAGCAAAUCUUAUGAAAUCUUCUGAUCCUGUAAAAUAGGUUUUAGGUCCUUUUAUUUUGAUUUUUUUUGUUGGUGAAUUUCCCUAAUAGUAAUUACUGGGUUUUUCUAUUUCAUUGUCUCUAGGUACUAAUCUUCUCAAUUAAUCGUCAGUUUAGUUAACAAUUAUAACUCAAAAAUUUGCAUUGUUCAUGGAAAUUAUUUUUCUUGACUUUUUAUAUAAUUUAUACAAGUGGAUAAUUUCACUGAAGAGACUAAACAGCGCAAAGUAAUAGUCAUUUUAUAAGAUAUCAUUUCCUAUAUUUUUAAGAACCAGAUUCGUCUUGUUUAUUAGUUCA